This is a messenger RNA of Antrostomus carolinensis (chuck-will's-widow), 1999 nucleotides long. RefSeq lists its product as uncharacterized. The record is from RefSeq and is a predicted model, not a curated record. NCBI's taxonomy places the organism in Eukaryota, Metazoa, Chordata, Aves, Caprimulgiformes, Caprimulgidae. The annotation marks the transcript as partial. The transcript is spliced from 6 exons.
AUGGGUGACCCCGGUCACCUCCCCAUCACCAAGGGUGGAGGUGAGUGGGUGACCAGGUGGUGGCUUCAACCGAGGGGACAUCAUGGUGACACUGGAGGUGACCUUCAGCAGGUGCCCAUCUUCAGCUCCCCAAAACCACGACGGGGCAGCGCCUCGUUGGCUUCUGGUGUCACCAACUCCUCAGUGACACCUUCAAAGCCACCCCAAGCCUGUCACCCGCCGGUGACACGGUGCUCAGCCAUUGCGUGUUCCAGGGACAUGUCCCCAGUCACCAGGUGUCCCAAGGACAUGUCUCCAGUCACUGGGAUCUCCAGGGACAUAUCCCCAGUCACCAGACACACCAAGAAUGUGUCCCCAGUCACUAGGAUCUCCAGAGACAUGUCCCCAGUCACCAGGUGUCCCAAGGACAUAUCCUUGGUCACUGAGAUCUCCAGGGACACGUCUCCGGCCACCAGACACCCCAAGAACAUGUCCUUGGUCACUGAGAUCUCCAGAGACACAUCUCCAGUCACCCAACGCCCCAGGGACACGUUCCCGGUUGUUGAGAGUCCCAGAGAUGUGUCACCGGUCACCAGACACCUGAGGGACAAGACUUUGGUCACUGAGCAGCCCAAGAACAUGUUCCUGGCCACCAAGAACCCCAAGGAUGGGUCACCAGUCACCAGACACCCUAAGGACACGUCCCCAAUCACCAGAUACCAUGAGGACGUGUCACCAUCCACCAGGCACCAGAGGGACAUGUCAUCGUCCACCAGGCACCCUGAGGACAUGUCCCUGGUCACCAAGAACCCUGAGGAGAUGUCCCCAGUCCCCAGGCACCACAGGGACAAGUUCCUGGGCAGUAGGUACCCCAGGAACAUGUCCCCAACCACCAGGCACCCCAAGGACCCAUCACCAUCCCCAUCCACUGGGCACCUCAGGGACAAGUUCUUGGCCACCAGGUACCACAAGGACAUGUCCUUGGCCACCACACACCCCAGGGACCCAUCACAGGUGAUGGGACACCCAAGGAACAUGUCCCUGUCCAGGAGGUACCCUGAGGACAUGUCACUGGUCACCAGGCACCCUGAGGACACAUCUCCAGCCCCUGGUCACCACGAGGACACAUUGUUCGGCAGCAGGUAACCCAAGGACAUGUCCCUGGUCAUCAGACACACAUCACUGGUGAUGGGGCACCCAAGGGACAUGUUUCUGGCCAUCAGGAACCCCAAGGACACAUCUCCAGCCACCAGACACCCAAGAGACACAUCGUCAGCCACCAGGAACCCUUUGGAGAUGUCCCCAGCCCGUGGUCACCACAAGGACACAUUCUUGGGCAGCAGGGACAUGUUUCUGGCCACCAGGUACCCCAAGGACACAUCUCCAGCCACCAGACACCCCAGGGACAGGUCCCCACUCCCUGGUCGCCUCUCACCAGCACUCAGCGACGGGGUCCUCACACCACAGCAGGUGGCCAAGGACCUGGAGAUGGACCAAAACACCACCUGCCCUAGCUCCUUGGUGCCAACCAUGCCACGGUCCUUCUCACCACCACACACCUAUGGCUACAUCUACGGGCCAUCAGCUUCUGAGCUGGAUGAGGAGGAGGAGGAGGAAGAGGAGGAGGAAGAGCAACCAACAAUGAAGGGUUCACCGGUGGGGUCACUGUUGAACGGUUGGGGGUCGGUCUCAGAGGACAACUUUGCCAGCACCCGCUGCAGCUUGGUGAGCUCCUGCGAUGGGUCCUUCCUCCUGGACGCCAGCUUCGCCCGGGCGCUGGCCGUGGCCAUUGAUGGCCUCUGCUUGGAGGACACCGAUGGCACCUAUGGAGGUGGUCACAGGAGAAGGAGUGGCAGCCCCUGGGCCAGGGCAGGUGGCGAGCUGAGGACAGGAGGGACGGGAGGGUGGUGGCCCCCAAAGUGUAGGACAAAUCGAGGCCGGAGUCUCCUCAACUUGGCUAAAACCCAACUUUAUUCAGUGGUUCCCCCAAAAAAGGGGGAGCAAAAGCCACCCAGAAAUG